AUGUCGCAAACACCGAGCGCCCCGUCGGCGCCCUUCCCGCCCCGAGACCGCUCCCUCUUCUCCGCGCGCGCGAGAAAACAGCUCGGCCUCUUCUUCAUGGGCGCCACGUUUACCAUGGCCUCCUUACUCGUCACGCGCCGCGCCAUCGUGCGCAAACAGAUCGCCGCCCGGCUAAAGAUACGGCGGCUUCGUGGCGGCCGAGGCCUCGGGCUGGCCACCCUCAACGUCCUGAGCUUCACCAUGGUCGCCGCCGGCGGGCUGUCCUACGCCUUUGACCUGUCCAACGGCGAGGACCUGAAGCGGUGGGCGCGCGGGAGGGUCCAUACCAAGGUGGGCGAGGCGGAUGCCAAGGCGGAAAAGGAGCUCGAGGAGUGGGCGUCGUCCAUACUUACAAAGAUUGGCAAGAUUCCUGCGCAGGAUGGUGCCGAGCAGCCGGCACAAAAGGAUACCUAA
Messenger RNA from Parascedosporium putredinis, 453 nucleotides. Lineage: Eukaryota; Fungi; Ascomycota; Sordariomycetes; Microascales; Microascaceae. The record is from the annotation of a GenBank genome assembly.